AAUAAAAAAAUUGACGAUUUACAUCCAGAAUUUGAAGUGUUUGAACAACAAUUAUUUGACUUUCCAGUAUGUAAGAAGUGUUUUUUUUUGUUAUUCACAAUAAGUUAUAAAAUCUUGAGGUGAUCAUCAAAACGAUAACUGGUGAUAAAAAUUCCAAGUAUUUUACCAUAUUAUUUUCGCUGGUUUGGAUACACUACACAAUAUGCCAAUAUGAUUUUUCAAAAGGAUCACUUUCAAAAUUUUUACUGAAUGUCUGAAUUUGACAAUUGUAAAACGACUCAAAUAUUGUACUGUAUUUAUUAAAUUUAACAAUAAUGUAUCCUCAUGCCCGAUUAUUUUGUUUGAGUAAUUAUGCCGGGAAAUUGACAGAGUUUUGGUCGAAUAGUAGUAGAUGUAUACAUCAAAUGAGUAUGAAAAAUAUUGUGAAAACACCGUUGAUUUGCGGUCAACCCACAGAUGAAUCUCAUCCCCAUUUAGUGAUGAAAGGUGAACUUGUACCCGGAAUACAAAAAGAAGAAUUUACGAUUAGAAGACGCAAGUUAAUGGAAUCUGUAUUGAGUACAAGAAAAGAUUUUUACCAUGUAAUUGUUAUACCGUCAGCCAUUAGGCAGUACAUGUCUGACCAUAUUCCAUAUCCGUUUAGACAAAAUACGGAUUUUUUAUAUUUUAGUGGAUGUCAGGAAACUGACAGUGCUUUGGUUUUGUGCGGUAAUUCUGUAGAUAACUUUACGUCAACUCUAUUUGUCAAGCCUUAUGAUCUUCAGUCUGAGUUGUGGAAUGGACCUAGUACAAAAGCUGAGUGUGCAUCGUUAAUUUUUGGUGUUGAUGGUGGCAAAACAUUACCCCAGCUUUCAGAAUUUAUAAUAUCUGAACUUAAAGGCCAUACAAAUUGUGUUCUAUGGUACAAUCAAAAGCAAAAAGUCCAAAGUGUUGUUGAUAAGACUGUUAAUAAUGCUGCUGCAGAAAAUUCAAUUUAUCUAGAUGAUAGUUUGGUCGAUCAUUGUCACAAAUUACGAUUAUAUAAGUCAUUAGCCGAACAAAGAUUAAUGCGACAAAGUUGUAAAAUAGCCUCUAAAGCUUUUAUUGAAGCAAUGAUGUCAACAAAACCAGGGUCAACAGAACAUGAACUGUAUGCUAGGUUAGACUUUGAAUGUCGAAUGGGUGGAGCUGAGUAUCUUGCAUAUCCUCCAGUGGUUGCCGCUGGAAAUAAUGCUAAUACCUUGCAUUACAUUGACAAUAAACAAAAAAUCAAGGAUGGGGAUUUAAUUCUUGUCGAUGCUGGCUGCGAAUAUCAUGGAUACUCAAGUGAUAUAUCUCGGACAUGGCCAGCAAAUGGAUGGUUUUCUGACGCUCAAAAGACAUUAUAUGAAGCUACUUUAUGUGUUCAAAAAGAAUUGAUUGACAUGUGUCAAGCUCGUCCAUCAUUAGACACAUUGUAUGAAGCCAUGUGUUUUAAAUUAGGAAAAGCCUUGGCAGCAGCCCAUGUAUUUAAAAAAAAUGUUGAUCCUUCUGAGCUAAAUAUGUUAGCUCGUGCAUUGUGCCCUCAUCAUGUUAGUCAUUAUUUGGGUAUGGACGUACACGAUAUUGGUACCAUCAAAAAAAGUAUUAAGACUGAACCUGGUUUUAUCAUUACAGUGGAACCUGGUGUUUAUGUAAGUAAAAAUAAUAUAAGAGUUCAUGAAGAAUUCCUUGGAUUGGGCAUACGAAUAGAAGAUGAUGUGUUGAUCACUGAAAACGGUAUUGAGGUGUUAAGUGAAGAUUGUCCUAAAGAAGUAGUAGAUAUUGAAAAAAUCAUGUCUAGGCAACCCAAAUGAUUUAUGUUGAGUUUGAUUAUUUUUAGCUGUUAUCGUUAUACCUUAUUAUAUUUAAGUCCUUUUACCACUUGUUUAAUGAAAAUUAUGACGAAUUUUUAAAGUAAAUGUUGGCUGUGUCCUGUUGAAAACAAUAUUAUGUAUAAUGUUUAUUGUGUUUACAUUCUAAUGUACUUGUUAACCAUACAUAAUAUUGUGUAUUUGUACAACUGUUAAAUAUAAUUUGAGUGUAAAAAUGUUUUACUUGUGUUUAAGAAUUUUACUGUGGAAAAUAUAAAUAUUUUAAACUGUAUAUUUUUCAUGAAGCAAAAAUGUAAAAUAUUAUUAUUUAGUAUUUACCAUCAGUGGAUGAUAAAAAAUUUAAAAUACCAAUACAUUUUUUCAUUUGUUUCAAAAUUAAUUUUAUUUCAUGUAACUAUCAUGUUAACUUUCAUGUAAAUAAAUUAUUCAUUGAUUUUAUCCAAUUAA
Messenger RNA from Metopolophium dirhodum (rose-grain aphid), 2279 nucleotides. RefSeq names its product xaa-Pro aminopeptidase 3-like. The transcript is spliced from 8 exons. Gene Ontology annotation, molecular function: manganese ion binding; metalloaminopeptidase activity. Bases 315 to 1814 code for a protein of 499 amino acids. The record is from RefSeq and is a predicted model, not a curated record. NCBI's taxonomy places the organism in Eukaryota, Metazoa, Arthropoda, Insecta, Hemiptera, Aphididae. Gene Ontology annotation, cellular component: mitochondrion.